Molecule: messenger RNA, 507 nt
Organism: Lottia gigantea (owl limpet)
Lineage: Eukaryota; Metazoa; Mollusca; Gastropoda; Lottiidae
Exons: 3
Coding region: 1-507 (168 amino acids)
Source: RefSeq, a predicted model, not a curated record
AUGGCCAUAGCCAUAGAGGAGAGAAAGACAAGAGAGGAAGGGGAGAGACAGCUGAAAGAGGAUAGAAAGAGGAGAGAAAGGAGAAAAAGACGAGAGGAAGGGGAGAGACGGGUGAAAGGGGAUAGAAAGAGGAGAGAAGAGGAGCAGAGAAAGGAGAAAGAGGAGAGAAAGACAAGAGAGGAAGAAGAGAGACGGAUAAAAGAGGGGAGGAGCAAAAGAGCAAGGAGAAAGAGGAGAAUCGUAGAAGGGAGGGGGAGGAGGGAAAGGAGAAAGAGGAGCGGCAGAGAAGGGAAGCCUACAGCAAGGCAGAGAAAAAGGGAUUUAUCUAAAUUAAAAACCUACGUCUACAGAACCCUGAGAGACAUAGCCAUAGAAAAUGAUGGUAAUGCAGACUGGUUGAAUAUGUUGGAGGUUGCAGCCAGUUGUGCACCAGCACCAUCAACCAGGAUCCAGAGAAUAAUACAAGAAAUGGACUCAAUGGGUAUUGAAUUGCGAUUAGUAGAUUAA